Messenger RNA from Gymnodraco acuticeps, 1097 nucleotides. It is a transcript of the gene nol12, whose product is annotated as nucleolar protein 12. NCBI's taxonomy places the organism in Eukaryota, Metazoa, Chordata, Actinopteri, Perciformes, Bathydraconidae. The record is from RefSeq and is a predicted model, not a curated record. Gene Ontology annotation, cellular component: nucleolus. Gene Ontology annotation, molecular function: RNA binding. Bases 89 to 805 code for a protein of 238 amino acids. The transcript is spliced from 6 exons.
CGAACUACAUGUUUCUAGUCGGACAUUUCCAAUAGACCUUCCAGAACCAGAAGCCGGAAGUAGCGCAGUUUAAACUCACGUGUGCAACAUGAAAAAUCUUAAAAAACACAACAAUAAUGCCAAAACUGGUAAAUUUAAGCCCGGAUCCAAGAAAAGAGAGAACAAAUGCAUCGUGUCGUUUGACGCCAACGACAGACAAGACUAUCUAACGGGUUUCCAUAAACGUAAAGUGGAAAGGAGAAAGGUAGCCGUGGCAGAAAUCAAAAAGAAAAUCAAGGAGGAGCAGAGCAGAGUCCGAGAAGAAAGGCAUAAGGAAUACCUAAGGCUGCUGAAGGAGAGGACAGAUGCUCUCGAGGAGUGCGAGGAGGAUGAUCUCGAAGAUGUGAUUACCGCGACAACCGAGUCUGUGCAGUACGAUCACCCCAACCACACCGUCACCGUGACAACCAUCAGUGAUCUUGACCUCUCAGGAGCUCACCUGCUCGGACCCGCAGAAACGGAGGGUGACGAGGAGGGCAAGGAGGGGGGCAAGGAGGAGGGCAAGAAGGAGGGCAAGGAGGAAGACGAGGAAUUGAGGGAGGAAAGAAGACCAUUGCCAAGAAAAUCUGGGAAUCCAAUCAUGAACAAAAAGAUCCGCUCCCUGAAUAAGUCGCUCACCAGGUUCACCGCCAAGAAGCAGAAGAGGAAAGGCCGAGCGACAGAGAAGAAGAGCGGCUCGUCGGAGGGUAAAAAGAAGGUUACAAAAAGAGGCAAGUGGCAGAGACGGAGACUGACCGGGAAAAAGCUGCACCAUCCAAAUGAGUGAAAGGGUUGGAACUGGUGGAGAGACUUCUUGUGUCAGGAUCCCGUAGAGAAAGAAAAUGGACUUUGAAGUAUUCAAGCUCCUGUGUUCGAGCAGGAUGUGUAUAUUCUGCAAAAUGUGGAAACAGAAGCCAAUGUGGACGCCCACUGUGGGACAAGUUCGUUCUGACCCGCCUCUUGAAAUCCUGUGCAAAAACUGUUUUUGUAGUGUCAUUUCUUUAACGUUUACUGUAUUUACCUGCAUUUUCUCUAAUAAAAGACUGCUAACAAGUGACCUUGUGAUGCACAAACUGUCA